Chironomus riparius is the source of this 381-nucleotide messenger RNA. The record is from the annotation of a GenBank genome assembly. NCBI's taxonomy places the organism in Eukaryota, Metazoa, Arthropoda, Insecta, Diptera, Chironomidae.
AUGUUCAUAUCAUCAGACCCACAUAUGUGUAUGUCGAGCAUGAAUACACUGGUAAAAGCAAAUGGAAUCCAUAGAAACGACAAAUCCGCAAUCAAAAAAGUAAGUAAAUCAGACAACAACAGCUAUCAAAAGAGAACACAAACAACAAAAGCCACAAGAAGAAGAGAAAAUCUUAAAAUACUCAAUACUACUUAUCAUAUUUAUGGUAUACAGAACAAGAUGAAAAAAAUCCUCUUCAUCAUGUCAUCAGUUGAAUUUUUCAUAAAUAACAUCAAAUUGACGUAUACACAUAUGUUGCCAUAUAUAGAACAAGAAAGAAAAGUGAGAGGAAAGAACGGUCUGAGAAGAAAAAAUUGUGUAAAGACAAGAGACGAGAAAUAA